Molecule: messenger RNA, 462 nt
Organism: Zymoseptoria tritici IPO323
Lineage: Eukaryota; Fungi; Ascomycota; Dothideomycetes; Mycosphaerellales; Mycosphaerellaceae
Exons: 3
Coding region: 1-462 (153 amino acids)
Source: RefSeq, a predicted model, not a curated record
AUGGACCCAACUCUCUACAAAUACCCAUCUCCCCUCGAAGGCUGGGAAAGCAGCGAACCUCUCUCCGACGACCGCAACCCCGACGGCAAAUCUCUCCAAAACCCACCCUCCACCACCCUCAGCAAAGCCUACACCGAAUUCAUCGAACCCCUCGCCAAAGACGACCGCGGCGCCUUUGACGCCCACAUUUACUUUCUGCACACCGACGAGCGGGAGACGAGUUUUGCCAAAGCGUUGCAUGAACGCGUGAGGCGGGAAUUUCCCGAGUUGCGAGUCUACCCACUCCACCAGCACCCCAUCGGCCCUCAUCCAGUGGGCAUGUUCGAAGUGAACCUCUUCACACCGCAGCAAUUCGGAGCGUUUGUGAGUUGGUUGGUGAUUCAUCGGGGUCCGUUGAGUGUGUUGUUGCAUCCGAAUACGGGGGAUGCGAUGCGGGAUCAUACGCAGAGGGCGAUUUGGUGA